Molecule: messenger RNA, 4193 nt
Organism: Poeciliopsis prolifica (blackstripe livebearer)
Lineage: Eukaryota; Metazoa; Chordata; Actinopteri; Cyprinodontiformes; Poeciliidae
Gene: ints7
Product: integrator complex subunit 7
Exons: 20
Coding region: 86-2968 (960 amino acids)
Biological process (GO): snRNA 3'-end processing
Cellular component (GO): integrator complex
Source: RefSeq, a predicted model, not a curated record
CCGUUGCUAUUCUGAACAGAAAGAUGCUAACGAUACCUUUUUAUCAUAGCCUCAUUUAUUUAAAAGUGUAAUUUAAAAAGCAGAAAUGUCGCUUUCAAUGGCUCGGUCAUUCCUGUCUGAAGCUUGUUAUGGGGAGCAGGAGCUGGACGCGAACUCCGCUCUCAUGGAGCUGGACAAAGGGCUGCGGUCGGGGAAGCUCGGAGAGCAGUGUGAAGCUGUGGUGUUGUUCCCCAAACUCUUCCAAAAGUACCCCUUCCCCAUCCUCAUCAACUCCGCCUUCCUGAAACUAGCAGACAUCUUUAGGCUUGGCAACAACUUUCUGCGUUUGUGUGUGCUGAAAGUGACACAGCAGAGUGAAAAGCAUUUAGAGAAGAUUCUCAAUGUGGAUGAAUUUGUUAAGAGGGUGUUUUCAGUCAUACAUAGCAACGACCCCGUGGCCAGAGCCAUCACUCUGAGGAUGCUUGGCAGUUUGGCCUCCAUCAUCCCAGAGAGAAAAAACGCCCACCACAGUAUUCGGCAAAGCUUGGACUCUCACGACAACGUGGAAGUGGAGGCUGCUAUCUUUGCUGCUGCAAGUUUCUCUGCACAGUCGAAAGACUUUGCUGCUGGGAUCUGUAACAAAGUGAGCGAAAUGAUUCAAGGUUUGGACACGCCUGUGGAUCUGAAGUUGAAGCUGAUCCCAAUGCUGCAGCACAUGCAUCAUGACGCCAGCUUGGCGUCCAGCAGCAGAGAGCUCCUUCAGCACCUGGUGAACUCCUACCCUUCCACCCCUAUGGUCAUCGUCUCGCUGCACACCUUCACGCAGCUGGCUGCCUUCUCGCUCAUUGAUAUUCCCAAGCAGUUGCAGCUUCUCCUUCAGUACCUGAGAGAUGAUCCGAGGAAAGCUGUAAAGAGACUUGCGAUAAACGACUUAAAGCUUCUGGCAAAAAAAGCUCCUCACCUUUGGAUCAGAGAAAACACUCAAACGCUGUGUGAAUGUGCCUUGACCAUCCCUUACAACAGUUUGAAGCUGGGAAUGUUGGCUGUCCUCUCAACCCUCUCUGGAACAAUAGCCAUCAAGCAGUACUUCAGCACUGCAGCAGCCGGCUCAUCCAUCCCUCCUCGACUCACUGACCUGGUUAAACUGGCGCAAGAAUGUUGUUACCACAGCAACCUGUCAGUGGCGGCUCAUGGGGUUGUGGUGCUUUCCAGCAUUGCCAUUUCCUGUCCGGAAAAAGAUAUAGUACAGCUGGAGCAGGACACGGUGUUGGGAGUGGAGUCUCUUCUGAUGUUGUGCAGUCAGGACAGUAGCCCCAGUGGACAGGCCACUCUCAAAACGGCGCUCACCUCGCUCGUUAAGCUGCUGAAAAAUCGGCCUCACCUGAGCCAACCGGCUGUGGAAUUCUUGCUCGGCCAGCUCCACUUAUCCUGCGACUCAUCUCGCGUCCUCAUGUGCCACGCCCUGGCGGCCAUCGCCACCCACCUGCCCGUGCUGGGAGACGGCAUGCUGGGAGAUCUGGUUGAUCUCUACCAGGUGGCCGGUCACUCCUCCACCGGGGAGCAGCAGGAGCUUCUGGUUUCCUUGGCGACUGUAAUUUUUGUCGCCAGCCAAUCGUCUCUGUCAUCUGAAGUGAAGACGGUCAUCAAGCAGCAGCUGGAGAAUGUGGCAAAUGGCUGGACGGUGUAUCGCAUUGCACGGCAAGCCUCUCGCAUGGGCUGUCAUGAGUUCUCUAGCGAGCUUUACCAGUGUCUCCGGACUCGUGUGGCGUCGGAGCAUUUCUACUUCUGGCUGAACAGCCUGAAAGAGUUCUCCCAGGCAGAGCAGUGCUUGAGUCAUGUGGAGGAGGGUGACUACAGUGGCGCCAUGAGCGCCAUCGCAGAGGCCCUGCGCUCCUACCAAAAGGGCAUCGCCUCCCUCACGGCCGCCAGCACUCCGUUGAGCCCUCUCACGUUCCAGUGUGAGUUCAUUAAGCUGCGCAUCGACACUCUGCAGGCCCUGUCACAGCUCAUUUGCACCUGCAACAGCCUGAAAACCAGCCCUCCGCCUGCCAUCGCCACGACGAUCGCUCUCACGUCAGGAAAUGACGUCCAGCGCUGUGGCCGCAUCUCAAUGCAGAUGAAGUUCUGCAUGGAUGAGUUCAGAGGUCUUGCUGCCCGCUAUGCUGAUCUGCACCAGUCGUUAUUUGAUGCAGAUUAUGCUACCCUUCGCAACGUGGAGCUACAACAGCAGAGCUGCUUGCUGGUCUCGCAUGUAAUCGAAGCUUUGAUACUGGACCCACAGACAGCCAGUUUUCAGGAGCACGGCAAAUCGGGGUCUGUUCAGACCGAGAGCGAAUAUGAGCGACGGAUGAUGUCGGUGUUUAACCAUGUGCUCGUUGAGGUAGAGGGACUCUCCAAGAAACACCCUCCUGUUUCACACCUGCAUACCAACUGCCUCUGUGAUGCUGUCAUAGCCUUGCUGAAGGUGCCGCUGUCUUUCCAAAGAUAUUUCUUCCAAAAGCUCCAGUCAACCAGCAUCAAGCUUGCUCUCUCUCCGUCACCACGAACUCCAAGUGAGCCAAUCCCAGUUCAGAACAGUCAGCAACUGACUCUGAAAGUGGAGGGAGUAGUACAACAUGGUUCCACACCAGGACUCUUCAGGAAGAUCCAGUCUGUUUGCCUCAAUGUCACAUCAGUUCUACAGAGCAAGACCGGGCCUGACUACAAAAUACCACUUGACAGUAAAACGAAUGAGAUCGAGCAGCGAGUAGAACCUCACAACGACUACUUCAGCACCCAGUUCCUGCUAAACUUCUCCAUCCUGGGCACCCACGUGGUCACCGUGGAGGCAUCUGUGGUGGACGAGAGCGGCAUCGAGUGGAAGACGGGGCCGAAGACGAUGGUGUCCGUCAAGUCCCUGGAGGAUCCCUACUCCCAGCAGCUCCGCCACCAGCUGCAGCAGAGUGGAACGCAGCCUGCCCCACAGAGGAGCUCAUACAUUCGCUUUUAGUCAAUUGCUUUGUUUUUCUGCUGUUUUUUUGUUUGUUUGUUUGCUUUUACAAUUUGAGCUUGUUCACUUUCAUUGUCUUGAAGAAAAUAAAUGUUUUUUUUUUGUUUUUUAACUCCAGUGAUUAAAAGACUUUUAUUUAAAUUAUUUAAGCAUUCAUUAAGUAGCAGUUUUUGGACUCAAAAGAUGCUAAAGACUUGAUGUUAAAUUGAAUAGUAUUACUUGUGUCAAAGAGAACGUGUUAAAUGUCCUUGGUUUAAUCUUUUCCACAUUAUGUAAUACUGGGCAAAACCACCAGGUGGCACAAUAUGAACAUUGCAAAAUAUUUCCAGUUGAUGAGGGCACGUGAAAUACAUUUUAGAGAGUGACGUUUAUGCCAUAUAUAUAGAUAUAUACUGCAUUAACGUAAUAUGUUUAAGUUAUAUUAAUACUUUGAGUCGGAGUUAUUUAGGAAUUGACAAAUUUCUGUUCAAAAUCGGAAGAUCCAAUUAAUCUUUAUUUUCUCAUUUAUUUAUGUGUAGAUAUACACACGAAGUCAAGCCAUCAAUUUUUGACAGCAGGGAGUCUGCGCAGUCCAAGACUAGCGUCAAACAGACAUCAACAUGAAGUCACCCUGAAUAAAAAUUUCACUUCCGGUCAUAUUUUUCACAAUUAAAGUACAAUUUUAGUUGAACAGGGAAAAGUCGUUUUACCAAAACGUAUUUGCAACCUCUGAUAGUUGUUGAAAUAAUUAACAAGCAUGCUUAUAAUUCCAGGAUGUGUUACUGUAAUAUUUUUGAAAACAUUUUCUCCUCAGUAAUGUAAUGCUCUUAGUACAUAAUUUUUUUUAUGAUAAAUUUAUUUAUUCCAAGAUUCUUUUAGAAUGCAUAAAAAUACUAUUUCUUACUUUAGGGAAGGGUGUUUUAUUUGGAAGUUAUUUUAUGAUCAUUUGAAGCUGUUAUUAAAAUUUUACUUUGAUUUACAAUAAAUUUCAAAAAUAUAUAUACAUUUUUUUAUUAUUAUUAUGUAAGGGGAAUAAUGCUGUCGACUGUCGCCAUAUUCUUCCUUAGAAUCAAAAGAAGCCUGGGCUUAUUUCCUGUUUAAUGUUGUACAGAAUCUUAGUGUGCUGAAUUUAACUGUGGUGAUAUAAAUAUGAUUAAAUGAUUAAGUUGGGUUGCACAGUGAACUUUUUUCACAUUAUUACCAUAAACAUUAAUGUCUUUACUUGAAAUGUUACUUGACCAACAGA